AUGCAGGCACUCUCACGCAGUGGUUUCUGAGGAGAAACCACUGGAGGGUAUUUGUGGUUGAGCAAGCCUGUAAGUGUCAUAACAUCUCAUUAGGAGCGAUAAAACUACAUGGAGUAGUCAUUCUCCAGGUUUCUGCAGAAUGGUGUAACAAAACAUCAUUCACUUCUGAGUCAAACAAGUGAAGGCAAGUCCAUCAAUUCAGCAAUCUAUAUCAUCAUCUCACUGUCUUUCAUCUGCCUUCAUGGAGAGAUUGGAUAAUGAAGGAAGUUUAAUUCUCCUGCUGUAAUCUGAUUACACGCCACCAAUUUAGGUCUGCGAUGUCAUCAUGACACCCAUGUCUAAUUCUAAUAAGUACCUUAGACCACAACCACCAUCUCCAAUGUAGAGGGAUCACAGGGGUCUGAGAACUUCAAAAGAAAAUCCAUAAAUCCAUAGGAAAAGCAUCUGUUCCAGACGUACUAUACUAUCAGAAGUCUUGCUGUAGAGUCAUUGUAAAGAUGUCAGACGUGGCCCAGGAAGAGGAACUACCAGCAGCACACACUGGUCCCAAAGGAGUGAUCAACGACUGGAGGAAAUUUAAGUUAGAAAGUGAGGACCAUGAGAGCAUGCCACAGAAGCGGAAAGAGCUCCUCAGACAGAUGUCCAACCCCAAGGCUAACAACGAUGAUAACCAUGAGAAAAUUAACCGCAAGAUGAGUGUUCAGGAGUAUGAGAUGAUCCAGGAGGAAGAUGAACGAUGUCUGAGAAAAUACCGCAGGCAGUACAUGCAGGAAAUGCAUGAUCGUUUGAGCUUUGGGCCCAAGUUCGACAGUGUCUUUGAGCUGGAAAGCAGUGAAGCCUUCCUCAAGACCAUUGAGAAGGAGCACCGGCUCACGCUGAUCAUCGUGCACAUCUAUGAUGAUGCUAUCAAAGGCUGUGAAGCUCUCAACAACUGCCUGAACAGCUUGGCGGUUGAGUACUCCAGUGUGAAGUUUUGUCGAAUCCGGGCAUCCGCCACGGGUGCAGGAGAACGGUUCUCCGAUGAUGUCCUACCCACUGUGCUGGUGUAUAAGGCUGGAGAAAUGCUGGGAAACUUCAUUUGUGUUACCAAGCAUCUCAGUGAGGAGUUCUUCGCUUCUGAUGUGGAGAACUUUCUCAAUGAGUACGGCUUGUUGCCAGAGAAGGAAUUCACUGCUUGCCCUGAUGAUGAUGAUGAAGAGCUUGGGGUGGAAUAAUCUAGAAAGAGCAUACUAGUGGAGAAGAACCAGAGUAGAAGAUCCAUGGCAAAUGUUUGGGACCAAGCAAACUUUUGUCCGAUAAUUUUAUGUAUAGAAGCUCAUUAACUCACAUGCUGUAUUAGGAACUUGCAUGUUGGAUAAAGUGAUGCUAAAACACAUUUAUAUGAACCAAAGCAAGAUGUUUCUUAUCAGUAACUGACUCUCCUAGCACAUUUCCACAGAGUAAAUAAAUACAAAUGAGUGAAACCUAAAUUGUAUCAUAAAAUGAUGAUUUUACCUUUUAAGUUGGCUAGAUAAAGGAUAGACAGUCUAAGUCGUGGGGAUUUCUGAAAUUUAUGAAGGUCCUUCAAUAAUCAGUGACAGUUACCUUUGAAUGUGUAACCAUUAGUAAAUAGUUUGGUGUAAAUAAAACAUAAAUUUGAAGUGGUUAUGUUUUGGUCCAUAGUGGCACUUCAUUUGCCACUUCACUUUUGAUUAGUACCAUGUACAUGGUCUGGUGUCAAUGUCAACGUUUCUUUCUUUUUUUGAACAAGCGAUGUUGUCAGUUCAUUAACCAGACCAGAAAAGGUAAAUAAACUAAACUAUGAAACUCUUGUGAAAAUGCCCCUUUCUGACCUGUCUGUGAAUGAGUGUGAGUGUAAAUGAGUGUACAUAGUGCCCUGUGAUUGACUGGCAUUCAUUUUGGGAUGGAU
Messenger RNA from Neoarius graeffei (lesser salmon catfish), 1909 nucleotides. Its product is annotated as phosducin-like. Bases 498 to 1214 code for a protein of 238 amino acids. The transcript is spliced from 5 exons. Gene Ontology annotation, biological process: regulation of G protein-coupled receptor signaling pathway. The record is from RefSeq and is a predicted model, not a curated record. NCBI's taxonomy places the organism in Eukaryota, Metazoa, Chordata, Actinopteri, Siluriformes, Ariidae.